Messenger RNA from Zingiber officinale, 922 nucleotides. RefSeq names its product probable pyruvate, phosphate dikinase regulatory protein, chloroplastic. The transcript has a single exon. The record is from RefSeq and is a predicted model, not a curated record. NCBI's taxonomy places the organism in Eukaryota, Viridiplantae, Streptophyta, Magnoliopsida, Zingiberales, Zingiberaceae. Gene Ontology annotation, molecular function: transferase activity, transferring phosphorus-containing groups; ATP binding. Bases 29 to 580 code for a protein of 183 amino acids.
GAUUCCUUAAUACCUUCCCUCCCAUCCCAUGUUGCAAUCCAAUCUCCCUCCUGUUCCCUUCCUCCUGCCUCGCUCUCCUGCGUGGGGCCCUCGUUCCAUCCCCAAACUCCCUUUCGUCUCCUCUUGUCUCGUCCAGGACCAGGAGGAACCGGACCGGGCGGUUGACCCUGGUCCCGAACCGCCGUCGUCGCCGCGGCGCGUGAGCACGCAGCUGAAUCGUUGGUCCCGGGCGCGUUCCAUCCGUUCCGGCCGCCGGAUCGAUUGGCCUUCCCUCCGGAAAAAGAUCGCUGGGCCGCCCUCGCCGACACCCCCACCCUCGUCUCCGCCUUCCGAUGCGAGCGUCCGGCAAAUCGUGGCCGCGGAAGGGAUCGAGGAGGACGGGGGCGAGGAGGAUGGGUGCGAAGUGAUGGAGGGGAAGGCCAUCUACAUGGUUUCGGACGGAACGGGGUGGACGGCUGAGCAUUCUGUGAACGCGGCGCUGGGACAGUUCGAGCAUUGCCUCGUGGACCGCGGCUGCCCUGUCAACACUCACCUCUUCUCCGGGGUGAGUCCAUCCUUUCUGUCGUUUGUGCAUUCUUAGUUAUAUACCUAGCAUUGCCAUGCAGGACAGAAGAAACGUCGAAAGGAGCAAUCUUUAAAACCGUUGGCUUUAUACUUUGUUCUGUUUUUUCGUGUACUCGUGUAGCUUCAGGGCAAAACCUUCAUACAGGAAAGAGUUAGCGUGAGGCUGUUAAGGAAACUUAGUGGCUCGCUGAUCACUUAACAUGUUUGAUGGAAUGUCUACAAGGAGUUUUGAUCAAUUAAUGGGGAUGGUACAAAUAGGGAUGCAACUGAAAGUUUUUGUUUGCGCUGUUAAAUAAUCGAAUUUGAAUUAUAUGUGCCGUUAAAUAAUCGAAUUUGAAGUGCUACUCCUACAUCAUAU